AUGAUGAGAGAGAAGUUUGUGGCGAAUGCUAUGGAGGCUUUCACUUAUCAUCUCAUGUGGUGCGCGGCCGCUACCUAUUCCCAAAAGUUGGCACCGGAAGGACUGACGGCUACAAUGUUGGGAAUAGUGGGAGGACUACAUUACGGAGUGGGUCGGGCGGCCGGAAGUAUGUUUGGUGGGAGCCUUAUGGCCAUAUUCAACGCCAGAAUCGCCUUUAGGAUAAUGGGUAUCAUAGCCGGAGUGGUGGCACUGGUAUAUACCCUCAUCUACUAUAUAUUCCUACGUAAGGAUGAAAUCAAGUUAUUUAACAAGAAGUCGGGAUUUUCAGCCGAUAAUGAAAACAAUGUGGUGUCGAAAGACAUGGAGAUUAUCGAUAUAAAAACAACGGCGCCCAUUGAUGGCGAACCCACGGCUGCCGACCCGUUAACAGCAGAGGGCGGCGGAGCUGUCGCUGGAAAUGGUGUGCAUUUGAAGCCUAAAGAGCGGUGCGAUAGCGAUGUGUCGAGAAUUUCAGUGAUUUCGGCCACCCUUUCCCUUUCGCAUCCCAUUUGA
Messenger RNA from Oppiella nova, 552 nucleotides. NCBI's taxonomy places the organism in Eukaryota, Metazoa, Arthropoda, Arachnida, Sarcoptiformes, Oppiidae. The record is from the annotation of a GenBank genome assembly.